This is a messenger RNA of Patella vulgata (common limpet), 2233 nucleotides long. RefSeq lists its product as uncharacterized. Bases 165 to 1568 code for a protein of 467 amino acids. The transcript is spliced from 2 exons. The record is from RefSeq and is a predicted model, not a curated record. Gene Ontology annotation, molecular function: glycosyltransferase activity. Lineage: Eukaryota; Metazoa; Mollusca; Gastropoda; Patellidae.
CUCAGGUGGAGAUCGUAGAAGCCAGGGGGGUGGACCUAAAGGUAAAACCCUAACAGCCAGAAACUUGUCCUACGAUACCACAGAAGAAAGUUUAAAGGAUUGCUUCGAGGGAGCUGUCAGUUGUCGAAUCCCAACUUUCCCCGAUACAGGAAAAUCACGAGGCAAUGGUUCGAUUGAUAAAAACAUGGAAACGUUUUGCUAUGAUUUUGAUUCUAUAUAUUCUGGUGCAAUACAUGCGCUUACUAAAUUGGCCCUUACAAGAUAUUAAGAAUGGCUUAGUAACAGAAGAAAGCUUUCGGUUUAUGGCGAAAGCAAAUCCUAAAACUAAAGUGGGAACAGUAACAACUUCAACUUCAACAACAAAAAGAACAAAAGCAAAAUCAAUGACAACAACACCAAUUAUAAAUAUUGUGCGAAUUUCGGGCAUAAUUCAUAAAUAUUUCAAAGUUGGCGUUUUUAGUUCAGAAAAAUUAAGCUUAAAUUAUUUAUCACCUAACUACUACAGUUCACAAUAUCAAAAUUUACUCAAAGAAAAACAAAUAGAAUUCAGAUAUAAGGACUUCAGAUUAGUUGAACCCCAUUUCUCAACUGAAGAGGAUCGGUUGCUUUUUCUAAAUAACAGUAUUUAUGUUAAAGAUCUCGAAGUCAUUCCGGCAGUGCGAUUACGCGGAAUAGUUGCGGUUCAGGAAAAUGCAAUAGCGUAUGAUAGACUCGAUUGUGGCUGGAAAAAUAAUUUAACAGACUACGAGUAUACAAACAAUUCUGGAGAAAAUAAUGUGAAUAAUUACUUCAAUGGAACUUUGUGCCCACUUCUCAUUCCAGACAGUUUUGCCUUUCAGCAUUUCAUCGACGGUGUUCUACCCAAAUUAAUGCAGGUUUAUGAUUAUGUUGUCAAUAGUAACGUGUAUUUUCUCAUCUAUAAACCACGUGACAGUUUAAUUUAUGAUUUUUAUGACAAGUUGGGUAUUUCACGUGAUAGGUUACUAUUUUAUGACAAGAAACCAAUGAAAGUAAAAAGAAUGAUUAAUACGUGUAUAGCCCCGCCCAUACAUCCUACACUGUGGUUAUCUGGUAGAGAAGCAUUAGGGCUUUCGGCCGAUAGGCUGGUACCUAUGAAUCAAACGUUAGUUGUAUUUAUUAGACGUAUUAACACACAUAAUGGUGGUAGAAAGAUAUUGAACAGUGAUCAAGUUGAGAAAGUUUUGAACCAUCGAUACGGAAAUAAUGGUGUGCGAAUAUUUUCAGGGGGGGUGAAUUUUAAGGAGACCGUGUCCUUGUUUCAAAGGGCACGAAUCAUCAUUGGUGUACAUGGUGGAGCUUUGUAUAAUAUAAUAUUUGCUCCUCAGCAAACUAGUGUAAUUGAAAUCAUGCCAACAUUAGACAAUGGUCAAAUCCAACCGGGAAGGUUAGCACAUGAGAUAAUCUGGUUUCAAGCCCAAUUUCUUGGACAAUCAUACUGGAGGUUGCCGAUCCAACCUGAACUAAAUAAAGUAGGGUAUAAUGUUAAUGUAGAUAUAGGUCGGCUAGAAGUGCUAUUAAAUAAAGUAGAUACAGCUUACAGAGCAUAGAUACAAACUUGGCAGGCUUCGUCUUUCCAGAACGUAAUUCCAUUUUGCAUUGAGUGGAAUACAUGGGAAAUGUUUAAUGAAUAUCUUCGGGAGUUUCGUCCCCGGGCCAUUAUACGGCCUUCAUAACUUUGUUAAUUUCAAAUUUAAUUACGGUGGUUGACAUAGAACAAUAUUUGGCUACCUCGACUAGGCUGUUUUAACGCUUUUAUAUUUGUACACAUUAGCUUCGUUCUAUUAUUAAGUUUGUUGAAAAAAAUUGUUAUUUUAUUUGUAUUAAGUGUCUCAUAGUUCAAAGAGCAAGUAAUUUGGCUAUGGACAUGCUUUUUAAUUGAUUUAGAGAGCCGACAUGACAGCGGGAGGUGAUUCAAAAUCAAUCCGUUGGGUUCCUCUGUAAUUGCUGACAAUAUUACAGACACACUUAUACGUUCGGGUAAAACUCCCAGUCCUAAAACUGCCAAGUGGAUAAAAAAAAAUCUCUAUGGAAUUCAAGUAAAUGGUAUAAAACAAUUACAUCCAAAUCAUGUGUAAUAAAAGAUGGUAUUUACAUUACUACGCAUUAAAGGAGCCAAUUAAUCGCUAUUUUUGGGCACCAAGAAAUGGACACACAUGGGUCUGAACGCUAUACAUAAUGUAAUAUGAGUGUAUAUAAACUGAUUUACAUUCUA